Molecule: messenger RNA, 6979 nt
Organism: Polyodon spathula (Mississippi paddlefish)
Lineage: Eukaryota; Metazoa; Chordata; Actinopteri; Acipenseriformes; Polyodontidae
Product: death-associated protein kinase 1-like
Exons: 24
Coding region: 2039-5887 (1282 amino acids)
Biological process (GO): protein phosphorylation; positive regulation of canonical NF-kappaB signal transduction; MyD88-dependent toll-like receptor signaling pathway
Cellular component (GO): nucleus; cytoplasm
Molecular function (GO): TIR domain binding; protein serine/threonine kinase activity; ATP binding
Source: RefSeq, a predicted model, not a curated record
UUUUAGAAUCUUUCACGAGGAUUCUGCAGGAAAUUUGUGUGAAUUGGUUUGGCGUUGUGUCAUUCUAAUUCAGAAUUUCAUUGUUUAUGAAACCUGCAUAUCACUUGUGUGAUCGUAUCACAGCCUGACAAAUUGAUUAAUUCUAUAUAUGUGCAAUUCCCAAAUGCAAUGGUAAUAGUUCAACCAGCAGUAUGCAAUUAUAAUGUUCAUGUAUAAUCUUUAUAGUUCCUCACACAAAUGUUAACAGAUAAAUUCUGAUGAGAAUGUUCUUCAUUUUUAAUUUAUUUUGUAACAGUGGACUCAUUUUAACUAAUUACAGCCUCAUUUCAACCAGUAGUUUGAGUUAAAUAUUAUCAGAGGCUUACGGUUCUAAUUUGUGCAAUUUUUAAUGCACAACAAAAAGUGCAACAUUGGUAUGAAGUGUUUGCUAGUCUGAUGAAGUGAACGCUCUAACGAGAACAGGCUGAACUUAAUUCUGAUUACCCGAGUGACUUUGCAUACUGAUGGUCUGUUUUGUUUAGUUUGUGGCCCACUUCUAUACCCCAUGGUAAGUAUUUAUUAUAAAUGCUAUUAUUUAUUUUUGGUGUGAUUUAAAACAAAAGGCUGGGUAUCAUUGUUCUCUGGAGUUUUAUGGCUGUGUCUGCCAGUACAUUUAGCAGUAAAAUUGUAUUUUUUGUUUCAGGAACCUUUUUAAAAUAUUUGUAAAUCCCUUUUUUUAUUUUUUGUAUUUUGUAAUGUUAUUAUGUUUUGCAUUUUACUAUGCAAGUUUUUGUUGCAUGGACCUGUUGAAAGGUUUUCCUGUGGCAACUGGACUAAGGUAGCAAUUGACUUUCUAAAAGCUAUACAAUAAAUUAUAUUAAAAAGCAUGUAACACAGUUAUCACAGUAUGAAAAUGCAUGGUGUUUUAUAUGGCCUCAGUAGUGUCCUUGUAGUAUGUUUUGCUUACACUGUAAUCUCUUCAGGCUGUGUAAAAAAGCAAGCCUUUUGUUUAGGAGCAUAAAAUGGAAGCUGGUAAGCAUCUUUCAGGAAUGAUUUUCGCUUCCAGUCCAUUUUCAUUUCAAGUGCUAAAUACAGGACCUUAGUCAUGCUGGUGUUCAUUCUCACAUCGAUGGAAUGCCCGGUGUGUUAUUAACCGCCCCCUCUCUUUGCCAGAUUGUAGCUUUUUUAUGUUGUACAGCAUCCAAAAAGUAAUCUCUUCUGCAAAUUCACAUACAUUUCGUUCAUACAUUUUGGUACUAUUGAGCUAUCUGGUUGAGCUGUACAGUGUUGGGAAGCGAUACUCAAUUGAAAUUAGCACUGGACCACUUGGUAAAGACAUUAUUGAUUUAAGAAAUAGACUUAACAACCCCUUAACUACAUUAAAACAAUGAAGUAUUCAGUGUGUGUUUGCAUGUGUUUUGCAUUUUUUUUAGAUGUUUACUUAAUUCUGUUUAUACCUUAAAAUGUCUUUUAAUAACUGCAUUAGCUUUCGGGCAUCUCAAGAUCUUUGCAGGAUAUAUUUUGGCCAAUGCUCAUCGAUUUGAAUACCAACAUAGUAUUUUGACUAUUUAAUACCAGAGUUUUAAUUUGCAUAAAAUAGUACCAAUUUAUAAGGGGGGAGUAGCAUUUCAUAAGGGAAAGUGGUGUACCAUGAAUCUUUCAGUACAAAAAAAAGGUUUGUCACAUAUCAGUUAUGAACAGAUUGAAUAUCAGAACUAAUAAUAAGAGUGUGGUAAAAGCCAGGUGUUCUUACAAGAUAUUAUAUUUGUAAAUUGUCACCCAGCACCCCUUGAUGCUUAUUUACCGUAUGUUAAUCAUUGUAAGUGUUGGUUAACCACCUUCUUUAUGUUUAAAACAGUGUGGCAGGUGGGGAACUUUUUGAUUUUCUUGCUGAAAAGGAAUCCUUGACUGAGGAGGAAGCUACUGCAUUUCUCAAGCAAAUCCUUGACGGAGUGCAGUACCUGCAUUUAAAACGUAUUGCUCACUUUGAUCUGAAGUUGCAACGAUGGGUUCAGAAAACUCAAGUCAACAGUAAAUAUGUAUCUCUCCUGAAAACAUCAUGCUGCUAAACAGAAAUGCACCCCACCCUCGCAUUAAACUCAUUGACUUUGGAUUGGCUCACAAAAUUGAUUUUGGCAAUGAUUUUAAAAACAUCUUUGGAACGCCAGAAUUUGUAGCUCCAGAAAUAGUGAAUUAUGAGCCACUUGGACUAGAAGCAGAUAUGUGGAGUGUUGGUGUGAUAACAUAUAUUCUUUUGAGUGGAGCAUCGCCUUUCUUGGGUGACACCAAGCAAGAAACGUUAGCAAAUGUAUCUGCUGUUAAUUACGAAUUUGAAGAAGAAUUCUUUAGGAAAACUAGUGGACUGGCUAAAGAUUUUAUAAGAAGGCUUCUGGUAAAAGAUCCAAAAAAGAGAAUGACAAUUCAAGAUAGUUUGGAACAUCCGUGGAUCAAGCCCAAAGAUACACAGCAAGCACUCAGCAGAAAGGAAUCGGCUGUCAAUAUGGAAAAAUUCAAGAAAUUUGCAGCCCGAAGAAAAUGGAAGCAAUCGGUGCGCUUAAUCUCACUGUGCAAUCGGCUGUCAAGAUCUUUCCUGUCUAGAAGUAAUAUGAGUGUUGCAAGGAGUGAAGACACCCUGGAUGAGGAAGAUUCCUUUGUAAUGAAAGCAAUCAUUCAUGCCAUUAAUGAUGAUAAUGUCCCCGGAUUACAACAUUUACUUGGAUCACUGCCAAGUUAUGACAUUAACCAACCUAACAAGCACGGAACACCUCCAUUGCUUACAGCAGCUGGCUGCGGAAAUGUUCAGAUGAUUGAUUUGCUCAUAAGAAGAGGAGCACAAAUCCACGCGAAAGACAAGUCUGGAUCAAAUGCUGUUUAUUAUGCAUCCAGGCAUGGUCAUGUGGAAACCUUAAAAUUCCUGAAUGAAAUGAAGUGUCCUUUGGAUGUUCAAGAUAAGUCUGGAGAAACUGCUCUUCAUGUAGCUGCCCGAUAUGGAAACCUGGAUGUGGUUCAGUAUCUCUGCAGUAUUCAAGCCAAUCCUAACCUUCAAGACCGGGAACAAGAAACCCCUCUACACUGUGCUGCUUGGCACGGGUAUUACUUUGUUGCCAAAGCUCUCUGUGAAGCUGGGUGUGAUGUGAACUUUAAAAAUAAAGAAGGGGAGACCGCACUCCUUACAGCAUCAGCCAGAGGAUACCGGGAUAUUGUGGAAUGCCUGGUGGAACAUGGUGCUGACCUUGAUUCAACAGACAAGGAUGGACAUAUUGCCCUUCAUCUUGCUGUCAGAAGAUGUCAGAUAGAAGUGGUAAAGUGCCUGAUCAGUCAUGGCUGUUACAUAGAUGUACAGGAUCGACAUGGCAAUACACCCCUGCACAUUGCCUGCAAAGACGGCAACGUUCCCAUUGUCUUGUGUCUCUGUGAUGCAAAAUGUAAUCUGGAUAUCCCAAAUAAAUAUGGAAGAACCCCUCUACACUUGGCAGCUAACAACGGAGGCCUUGAAGUUGUCCGCUAUCUUUGUCUUGCUGGUGCCAGCGUAGAUGCUGUAACUUCAGAUGGAAAGACUGCAGAAGACCUUGCAAGAAAUGAACAUCAUGAGCAUGUAGCCAGCUUGCUUGGGAAGCUUAAAAAGGACGCACACAAAGGAAUUUACAUUCAGCAGCUCCGGCAUACUCAGAACCCACAACCAAGGAUAAAACUAAAACUAUUUGGGCACUCUGGCUCAGGAAAAACGACACUACUUGAGUCCCUGAAGUGUGGUCUUUUAAGGAGUUUCUUCAGGAGACGACGGCCCAGGCUGUCCUCUACCAAUUCCUCCAGAUUUCCACCGUCUCCCUCGUCAAAGCCCUCAGUUUCAGUGAGUAUUAUGAACCUCUAUCCCGGUUGUGAAAAUGUCAGUGUCCGGAGUCGCAGUAUGAUGUUUGAACCCAGCUUAACGAAAGGAGUCCUGGAGGUUUUCUCACCUUCGAACAAUUCCCACUCCACUUCUGACGAUCAGUCUACCAAAGCCAUUGAUGUACAGAAUGGCAACAUAAAUGGAGUAGGUGAUUUUAGUGUGUGGGAGUUUGCUGGCAAUCCUGUCUAUUACUGCUCUUAUGACUACUUUGCUGCAAAUGAUCCCACUGCAGUCCACGCUGUAGUUUUCAGCUUAGAGGAACCCUAUGAAACUCAGCUCAAUCAAGUGACUUUCUGGCUUAACUUCCUUAAGUCCUUGAUCCCACCAGAGGAACUCACAGCAUUUGGAGGGAAGAUCAAAAAUCCAUUGAGAGUUGUGCUUGUGGCCACACAUGCUGAUAUUGUGAAUUUGCCUCGUGCCUUCGGAGGGGAGUUUGGGUAUGAUAAGGACAUCUCGUUACUGAAGGAGGUCAGAAGCAGGUUCGGGAAUGAUCUGCUGAUAUCUGACAGACUAUUUGUUCUGGAUGCUGGAGCCUCGGGGUCUAAAGACAUUAAAUUACUCAGAAACCACCUACAGGAACUUAGAAAUCUUCUUAUUUCAGCUUGUCCCCCAAUGACAAUACUUUCUGAGAAAAUCAUUUCAACGCUCCCUUCCUGGAGGAAAAUGAAUGGUCCAAACCAGCUGAUGUCCUGGCAGCAGUUUGUUUUUGAUGUUCAAGAACAAAUUAAUCCUUUAAUCAGUGAAGAUGACCUACGGGAGAUAGCCUUCCAGUUGCACAGCAUGGGAGAGAUUAAUAUAAUGCAAAGUGAGACUGUCCAAGACGUGGUUCUCCUGGAUCCUCGGUGGCUUUGCACCAAUGUGCUCGGGAAAAUCCUCUCCAUUGAGAACCCAAAAGCCAUACACCAUUACAGAGGACGCUACAGAAUAGAGGAGGUCCAGAGCCUGGUGUCUGACAGCGAUGUGGAUGAACUGAUCCAGAUUUUGGAUGCUAUGGAUAUCUGUGCCAGGGAUUUAAGUAACCCAACAAUGAUUGAUAUUCCUGCUCUGAUCAAAACAAACGGCCUGAACAGAUCCUGGACAGGGGAUGAUGGUGAUGAAGAUGAAGUUUUGGUCUAUGGAGGAGUUCGUAUUGUCCCAGUGGAGCAUCUUACCCCUUUUCCAUGUGGCAUCUUUCAUAAACUGCAAGUGAAUCUAUGCCGGUGGAGCCACCAGAAGCCAGAUGGAGAUGAUAUUCGAUUAUGGACAAAUGGAAUAAAACUAUCACAUGGAGGGGCAGACGUCAUGAUCUUGCUGGUCAACCAUGGACAAGGUAUUGAGGUCCAGGUGAGAGGACUGGACACAGAAAAGAUUAAGUGUUACAUGCUUUUGGAUUUAAUAUGCGGCAUUAUUGAUAACCUGAUAGCAACAACUUUGCCAGGACUUCUUACUGUGAAAUAUUACCUCAGCCCCCAGCAGCUAAGGGAACGUCAUCAGCCAAUAAUGAUCUAUCAACCUAGAGACUUUUUCAGGGCUCAGACACAAAAGGAAGCAUCCCUUGCAAACACAAUGGGGGGUUACAAAGAGAGUUUUAACAGCAUUCUGACUUUUGGGUGCACGGAUGUUUACUAUCAAGGAAAUCUUGGCAUGGAUAUGCACAUAUCAGAGAUGUGUCUUUUGACUAGGAGAAAACUUAGUCGCCUUUUGGACCCACCAGAUGCAAUGGGCAAAGAUUGGUGCCUCUUGGCCAUGAACUUGGGUCUUACUGAUCUUGUUGCUAAAUAUAGCAUGAACAAUGGAACACUGAAAGAGGGUGCAUUCCAUCCCAGCCCAACGUCUGCUCUUAUACAGGAGUGGAGUGGCAAUCCUGGAAGCACCAUCGGGAUUCUCAUUACAAAGCUAAGAGAACUGGGUCGCAGAGAUGCAGCCGACUUCCUCAUGAAAUCAUCCGCUGUUUUCAAAGCUAAUGGCCAAGAAGCUUAUGCGUCAAGCUGCAAUGGAGGAACGUCCUAUAAUUCCAUUAGCUCAGUCGUAUCACGAUAAAAUGAAUGAAGUACGUUGAAAUGAAUGUGCAAUCUCAAUAGACUUCUAAGGUUAACCAGCUUUAGUUGUUGCGGACAGGAUUGGAACUCUAGAAUUCGCUUUUCUAAAUAAGGGAGCUGUCCUGAAUUAGUAUGCUUCUGUAUACUUUCACACCCCUUCCCCCUUUUUUAAAGUUUAUAAGUGUGUUUUAUUUUUAUUUUUUUUAUUUUUCAGGCUGUCUUAAAUGGUGAAGGAACACUUUUAUUAGCACUGUUUGCAUUCUUGAAUGCAAAUAUAUAACACUGCCAUUUUGGUACUGUCUUUCCAUUUGAUAGGCUUUCCUUAAUUAUUGUGUUUGGCAUAUGGUUAAACUUCCCUUAACAAUGGGAGUAUUACAAGCUUGCUUUUUACACUUUGUAUAAUUGCAUUUGCUAAAUACUGUGUGAUAUAAAGUUACAAUAAUAAAACGUGUAUGCCUGGCAGAACGUAUUACUACAGUAUAUUAUGUUUUAAAAAAUAAAUAAAUGUGAGUGCCUUCUUAUGUGAUGGUUAGUUGACCAUAUUUUUACAUAGAAGCUGUCUGCAUCCCCACUAUUCACACCGAGGGGGUUGGACUAAAACAUAACAACAUUCCUACCAUAGCACUAUCAAUAGAGUGUAGGGUUACCGUGGGCUCCAAGUACAGCACUGAUAUUACACAGCAGGGUUCAAAGUUGUUUAAAUUGUUCUAGAAGGCUACGUGACCAAUGAUUUACAUCUUGUUUCUUGUAACACAGAUGUUGUGAAGUAUUAGAUACGGAAGCACUUGGCAACCAAGUACCAUAUAUCUUUUUUCAUGCAGUAUGUCAAAGAACAGUAGGGAUAUUGGAGGAAUUCCAUGAACAAGUGAAUCAGCCUGGCCUUGCUGAAAAGUAGCAGUUGCUACUUUUGUUGAGUACCACCCUAUAUAGAAAUAUUUAAAUAAAUACAUGGAAGAAACACUCUAUCUACACCAAAAGGGUGUGCUACAAAUGGGGGUAUUUCUAAUUGCUUGUCCAGCUUAGAAAAGGGGUGCUUACUGAAUAGCUUUUGUGUUAUUAGACCCAGUCUUUUAUAUAUAUAUAUAUAUAUAUA